This is a messenger RNA of Recurvomyces mirabilis, 657 nucleotides long. RefSeq lists its product as uncharacterized. Gene Ontology annotation, molecular function: transmembrane transporter activity. The coding region runs from base 1 to 657 and encodes 218 amino acids. The transcript is spliced from 2 exons. NCBI's taxonomy places the organism in Eukaryota, Fungi, Ascomycota, Dothideomycetes, Mycosphaerellales, Teratosphaeriaceae. The record is from RefSeq and is a predicted model, not a curated record. Gene Ontology annotation, biological process: transport.
AUGUCCGCCGAUUUCUGGGCUGGCUAUGUCUCUGGCGCAUUCGGCAUCGCAGUGGGCAAUCCUCUGGACAUACUGAAGACUAGAUUACAAGCUGGGACACAGAUAGUGUCUACAGUACCACCCAGCAAUUUGGUGACAGCGCCAGGCGAGGCCGCAGGUGUCAAGAGAGCCAGACCAUGGACUUCAGCCCUUCGAGGCGCAGCAGCCCCAAUCCUAGGCUACGGCGCCCUCAACGCUCUCUUGUUCAUGACCUACAACCGUAGUCUGGCUCUCCUCAAUACGGGCUCCCUCGCAGACUGGCCUAAGAGGCCGUCAGCCUGGAGUCUUUGGACAGCGGGUGCCUUAGGCGGCCUGGCUACUUUCUUUGUCUCUGCACCUACGGAAUUGAUAAAAUGUCGUGCUCAGAUUAGCCAGCCGUCUCAGUCAACUCUUGCUGUUACGCGAGAUAUGUGGCGGAGAGCCGGGGUACGAGGUCUGUAUCUCGGUGGUGGGAUCACAAGUCUGAGAGAUGCUGUUGGCUUCCUAAGCUAUGACCUGAGCAAACGUGCGAUAAGCAAUGAAGAUGACAGCCAUAAUCAGCAAGCCCUGAAAGUGCUCCUGUGCGGCGGCCUCGCUGGCGUAGUCACUUGGGCGAGCAUAUUUCCUUUAGGUGAUUGA